Messenger RNA from Ziziphus jujuba (common jujube), 2039 nucleotides. RefSeq names its product hexokinase-3. Gene Ontology annotation, cellular component: cytosol; mitochondrion. Gene Ontology annotation, biological process: glycolytic process; intracellular glucose homeostasis; glucose 6-phosphate metabolic process. The transcript has 9 exons. Bases 384 to 1898 code for a protein of 504 amino acids. Gene Ontology annotation, molecular function: D-glucose binding; fructokinase activity; mannokinase activity. Lineage: Eukaryota; Viridiplantae; Streptophyta; Magnoliopsida; Rosales; Rhamnaceae. The record is from RefSeq and is a predicted model, not a curated record.
UGCUUUCCAACAUUGCCUGUGCGCAGGGACCGCUCUCUCUCGCUCUCUCUCUCUCUCUCACACGCACACAAGCCUUUUAUCGAGCGGGUCAUCUACAACACUUUUCCGGCGACUUCGGCCGGGAAAACGACCGGAGACUAGUCCGGUUGAACUCCCGUUGAGCGGCUGGAGUAAUCUUGAAUCAAGGGUAAAAGUUUUUUCGGCUUGCGUUUUUGGACCGUUGGAAAAAAAAAAAAGAGAAAAAAAGAAAGAAAAAAAAGGCUAGUAACCAGAGGAUAAGAAAAGAGAGGGCGUUUAUGGUGAGACGGCGUCGUUUGGUGAAUAGGAAGGUAGGACGGUGGCGUUUGAUGGUGUGAUUGAUCGUGGGGGUUGGAGAAGAGUAGAUGGGGAGGGUGGUGGUGGGAGUGGCGGUGGGCGUGGCGGUAGCGGCGUGUGCGGUGGCGGCGGUGGUGGUGGGACGGAGAGUGAGGAGUAAGAGGAAGUGGAGGAGAGUAGUUGGGGUGUUGAGAGAGCUUGAAGACAAUUGCGAGACUACGUUUGGAAGGUUGAGGCAGGUAGUGGAUGCGAUGGCGGUGGAGAUGCACGCUGGGCUGGCCUCCGAAGGUGGUUCCAAGCUCAAAAUGUUGCUCACCUUCGUCGAUACUCUCCCCAAUGGGAGUGAAAAGGGAACUUAUUAUGCACUAGAUCUUGGGGGUACUAAUUUUAGGGUCUUGCGGGUCCAGCUAGGAGGUGGAAGGUCUUCCAUACUGGAUAAUGAUGUGAAACGACAACCCAUUCCUCAACAUUUGAUGACCAGCACAAGUGAGGAUCUCUUUGAUUUCAUUGCUUCGUCAUUGAAGGAAUUUGUUGAUCAAGAAGGUGAUGCUGAGAGUUCAGUGGAUAGAAGAAGGGAACUUGGAUUUACGUUCUCUUUUCCAGUGAAACAAAUUUCAGUAUCAUCAGGCACUUUAAUCAAAUGGACAAAGGGAUUUGCUAUUAGAGACAUGGUUGGGAUGGAGGUUUCAGGAUGUCUAGAGCAAGCAAUGACCAGAAAGGGCCUGAAUAUGAAGGUGGCAGCGUUGGUUAAUGACUCUGUUGGAACGUUAGCUCUUGGGCAUUAUCAUGAUGCAGACACUGUUGCUGCAGUGAUAAUUGGAACAGGCACAAAUGCCUGUUAUAUGGAGCGGACAGAUGCUAUCAUAAAGUGUCAAGGGCUUCUUACAACUUCCGGAGGCAUGGUUGUCAACAUGGAAUGGGGAAACUUUUGGUCAGCUCAUUUACCAAGAACCACAUAUGACAUUGAUUUAGAUGCUGAUAGCCCUAAUCCAAACUAUCAGGGUUUUGAGAAAAUGAUAUCAGGAAUGUAUCUGGGUGACAUUGUAAGGAGAGUGAUUCUCAGAAUGUCAGAAGAGGCAGAUAUUUUUGGACCUGUUUCUUCCAAGUUGUCAAUGCCCUUUAUUUUGAGGACGCCAUUGAUGGCUGCAAUGCAUGAGGACGACUCUCCUGAGUUGACAGAAGUUGGAAGAAUUUUAAGUGACAUCCUGGAGAUUCCUCAUGCUCCUUUAAAGGUCCGAAAGCUUGUGGUUAAGGUAUGUGAUGUGGUUACCCGCAGGGCUGCUCGGUUGGCAGCUGCUGGUAUAGCAGGAAUCUUAAAGAAGAUUGGGCGGGAUGGGAGUGGUGGCAAAACACCUGGGAGAAGUAGAAGCGAUAAUAGAAUUAGAAGAACAGUUGUUGCCGUUGAAGGGGGUUUGUAUACAAGCUAUACAAUGUUUAGGGAGUACUUGCAUGAAGCCUUGAAUGAAAUUUUAGGGGAAGAAGUUUCCCAACAUGUUUUUCUCAAGGUUACAGAAGAUGGAUCCGGCAUCGGAGCAGCUCUCCUUGCUGCUUCACAAUCAUCCAACAUCCAACAGUGUGGAUAGAGUACAGUCGCUAUAAAUAUAUAUAUAUUCUAUAUAUACAUAUAGCCCCUGUAAAUGUAGAAAUCAUUUUCCAUAAUCAAUAUCUCUUUGUAUAAAGAAACAACGUUUGUCUGUCCAUAUAUAUAUAUUUUUUUCCUCCAA